Molecule: messenger RNA, 294 nt
Organism: Rotaria socialis
Lineage: Eukaryota; Metazoa; Rotifera; Eurotatoria; Philodinida; Philodinidae
Source: the annotation of a GenBank genome assembly
AUGAAGCCAUUGCUCGGCACUGCCGUCGUGUUUAUCCUUUUAUUUUCAGCAGCAUUAGGUUUACUAUCAUCUUCGUGCAGUAAACAUGGUAAUGUUUGUCGGCAAAAUGCUGACUGCUGUGGAGUAGCGGGUCAUCGUAUAGUAUGUGCUCCAAGUUUAGAAAUAUGCGGCAAGAAAAUAUGUUGUGUUACUGAAGUUGAAGAACAACAAGAACGACAAGCAGCUGUUCUGCGAAAUCGAAACCCAAGUCCUAAACGAUUGUUGCAAAUGUUGCUUGAUGAAUAUGAAAACUAA